Chelonia mydas (Green sea turtle) is the source of this 3264-nucleotide messenger RNA. RefSeq names its product Cdk5 and Abl enzyme substrate 1 (gene CABLES1). The transcript is spliced from 10 exons. The record is from RefSeq and is a predicted model, not a curated record. Gene Ontology annotation, cellular component: cytosol. Gene Ontology annotation, biological process: regulation of cell cycle; nervous system development. Bases 178 to 1812 code for a protein of 544 amino acids. Lineage: Eukaryota; Metazoa; Chordata; Testudines; Cheloniidae.
AGCCAUCCAUGCACACACAGCCAGGGGGAGGGAGGGGAGGCAGCAUGCCAGGCAAGCCACCGCUCCCUCGCCCUGCCUGCUAACCCUUCUCCUCCGCAGCCUGCCCGAGAGCCGCUGCCUCGCCGCGGUGACUGCCUGGGGGAGCGGGAGGAGCGGGGAAGGAGCGAGACCCGGACAAUGGCGGCGGCGGCUGCCACCAGCAGCCCUGGCAGCGCUAGCAGCACGUUGCAGCAGCCGCCGCUGGAGCCCUGCUUGAGGAAGCCGCAGCAGGCGCCGCCGCGCAUGGACCCCCGGCGCAGGCAGGCAGCGCUCUCCUUCCUCACCAACAUCUCGCUGGACGGCCGGCCGCCGCUGCCGCACGAGGAGAGCGGGGCAGAGCCGAGCGGGGGCGCCGCCAAGGCGGCCGCCGGCAGCGCCAGGACUCGGCACAGCCUGGGCGCCUUCCAGCCCCCCGCCGCGGCAGCGGCUCCGCAGCAGCCGGGGGGCCACUGCGGCAGCGGCCGGCUCUCGAGCCCCCCGGGAGCGGCUGGGGAGCCGCCGGAGGAAGAGGAGGAGGAUGCCUUCGCCAGCGUGCAGGUGCCGGCAGCCGCCUUCCUGGGCUCGGGGACCCCCUCCGGGGGGGCCGGCGGCAGCAGGGGCCGCCUCAACUCCUUCACUCAGGGAAUCCUGCCCGUCUCCUUCUCCAGACCCAUCCCGCAGGGCUACUGCUGCCUGGAGCAGGGCGGCCCCGGCGCCUUGGAGCUGCAGAGGUCCCGGCGUCGGUUGAUCUCCCAGCGCUCGUCUCUGGAGACUUUGGAGGACAUCGAGGAAAAUGCUCCACUACGGAGAUGUCGGACUCUGUCAGGUUCACCCAGACCAAAGAAUUUUAAGAAGAUUCAUUUUAUCAAGAACAUGCGGCAACAUGAUACCAGAAGCGGCAGAAUAGUCCUUAUCAGUGGCAGAAGAUCCUUCUGUAGCAUAUUUUCAGUGCUGCCGUAUCGAGACUGUACCCAAAUCGGGGAUAUGAAAUUAGAAGGACGUUGUGUGCCUACUGGAGGAGUGUGUUUAAAAGAGAUAAUUGGUCUUGAAGGUGUGGAACUAGGGGCUGAUGGGAAGACUGUAUCUUACACACAGUUUCUAUUUCCAACCAAUGCCUUGGGAACACGGAGAAACACAAUUGACUCCACCUCCUCCUUCUCCCAAUUUCGCAAUGCAAGCCAUCGUAGCCUUUCCUUGGCAAGAGCUAACAGCACGCAGGGGAGCAUUGACACAGGCAGUGACCUGGGAGACUAUAUUGACUAUGACCCAAAUCUUUUAGAUGAUCCUCAGUGGCCAUGUGGCAAGCACAAGCGGGUUUUAAUAUUCCCUUCAUAUAUGACUACCGUAAUUGACUAUGUGAAGCCAUCAGAUCUCAAAAAGGACAUGAAUGAGACCUUCAAGGAGAAGUUCCCUCACAUCAAGUUAACCCUCAGUAAAAUAAGAAGCCUAAAGCGAGAGAUGCGCAAACUGGCUCAAGAAGAGUGUGGUUUUGAGGAGCCCACUGUGGCCAUGGCCUUUGUCUACUUUGAGAAACUUGCUCUCAAAGGGAAACUAAACAAGCAGAACAGAAAGCUUUGUGCUGGAGCGUGUGUCCUACUAGCAGCCAAAAUUGGCAGUGACCUCAGAAAACAUGAAGUUAAACAUCUUAUAGAUAAACUGGAAGAGAAGUUCCGACUGAACAGGCGAGAGCUGAUAGCCUUCGAAUUUCCAGUGUUAGUGGCCUUGGAAUUUGCUCUCCAUCUGCCUGAACACGAAGUGAUGCCACAUUAUAGACGUUUGAUCCAGAAUUCCUAGCACAGGCUACCCUUCCAGGAAGGGGUCUUAAGACUGUUUCUAUUCAGCAUUAUCAAGCUGUAGUUACUACUGGAAAUGCAAAAAUAGGACUCAAUACCAAACUUCUCUCUCUCUUCAAAUACACAAUUUUUCCAGCAGCAAAUGGGGAACACUGCAUUGAAUUUCCUAAGACUCUCAGACUAAAUGAAUUCAUGUAGUGUUUACUACUCAGAGCAGGUGAGGAAUGAGAUGCAUAUUAAUGAAGAACUAAUAACUGAUGCCGGAACUGGGGGGAAAACAAACUCUUACCACGGGGACCAAAGGAGUAAAAUUAGUUACCCAUAUCAGUCAUGCAAGAACAAAAAUUAAACGACAGCCUCCAUUCCCAUCUGUCUUACAAUCAUCUGUUCACUUUGCAAGCUAGUCAAGUGCAUUCUUAUAGUGCUCUGCUACAGACUUGCUCCGACUUACAAAAUGACUUAUUAACGUUGUGGAAAAGCUUUUAAAAAAAGAUAUCUUCACUGUGUCAAAAAGAGUGUGCCAAUUUAUUUUUGUACCUGCUAUUGGAAGUGCACUUUUUCCUGUGGGGUGCCUGUGUGUGUGACAUUGAUUUGGUUUUGGUCCACGUGGGCUGGUUUGGCUGUUUGAGAGGAUAUCAUUUACUGAUGCUGAAGACCAAGGGGACUUUCCGUGUUUACUUCUUGAAAACGUAACUACUGGAAAAGUAGUAAAUGGGAUCAUUUUUGGUCACUUGUUUUUUAUCCCUGAUUUUUCAACAUCUUUUAUCUUUCUGAAGAUUACACUACAACUGCAAGAGAUGAAUCAGCAGCUGACCAUAUGUUUCGGUCUUGCAUAUGGUAAAGAGGAAAGCAUUUAGUUUGUGAUUUACAUGUAAUAGUUUUUAAAUGUCUUGUGUUAAGCCACAUGCAUAUUUUUAACCUUCGCACUUUUCCCACUGUGGAGAUGGUUAGACUUGCACUUUGUAGUGUUGUAUUUCUGUGCUCUAUGUUAGAGUGCAUAAGCAGCACAUUUAUUGUGCUACAUCUUAAACAGUAUUUUAUAAAAUCAAGAGUAGGGCUGAGCAGUAUAAUUGGUGUCUUAAGGCUUUGAUAGGGGAGACGCCUCAUGUUGGUAAAUUUUAGUUUUUAAAUAUAGUUGACUGCAAAAUUUAAUCAAUGGCCAUUUAAAUUGUUACAUACGGUCCAGUACCUUUAUAGACAUUGCAGUACUGGAGUUUUAACAGUUUGUUUUCUGCAAUUUACAUGGUUCUGGCUGGACAACCAGAAAAGCUGGACAGAAUCACUCUAGCUCUCCAGUAUUAUAUAUGCUAUGCUCACAUGCUGAAGGACAUGUAUUAAAGAAUUAAAUUAUUUUUAUAUAUCUAUCUAUAACUGAUGCCCAACCUACUCCAACUGCUGAUCCACUUGAUCCCCAUCAUGCCUGACACAAACUCCAAUAAAAUCAAAUACUUAA